GUGACUGCAUCCGCUUGUUGACCGAAGCUGAUACCGUGGUCAAGUCCCGAAAUUCACCUGGCGUCACAUGCCCGCCGCUUUGCCCGCUUCCCCGCAGCUGCUGCCUCUCGCAGACGACGAGGAGGGCGGGGAGGACGAGAGCAAGCAGAGCACGUCCCGUCAAGGUGCGGGGGGGGGGAAAGACUCGGAGAGUGAGUCUGAUUCCGACCUCGACGUGACGGAGGCUGGGCGAGCGACGCUGCCGGUGCAAGAGAAGGCGCCGGCGGCACCCGGCAACGGGACCGGGGACGCUGGUUCGGGCGUCCCCCUGUCGCCUCCUUCGGGAGGAGGCGACUUCGAUGGAAGCAGCAGCGGCAGCAGCAGUAGCAGCGACCGCAGCAGCAGCAGCAGCAGCACCAGCAACGCCCCCGGCGACGACGACGGCGGCGGCGCCAGCGGCAGUGAGCCCGGCGCCUCUGGAGAUGGCGGUGGCGGCGGCAGCGAACCCGGCGAAGACUCCGAGCAACUCGAGGAGUACAAGUUUGAUCCCGCCGACAGCCGCUACCCGCCGGGUCGCGAAGGGCGUCGGCUCCUCUGGGGCGCCUUGAAGGGNUCUGGAGAUGGCGGUGGCGGCGGCAGCGAACCCGGCGAAGACUCCGAGCAACUCGAGGAGUACAAGUUUGAUCCCGCCGACAGCCGCUACCCGCCGGGCCGCGAAGGGCGUCGGCUCCUCUGGGGCGCCUCGAAGGAAGGACCGCUGCGCCACGGGCUCGAGCGCGGCCGCACACGAAGGGAGACCCGGGAGCUGCAAGGCCCCGAGGAGCCGCCGGGUCCAGACGCCGAGCCAGACGCCGAGCAAGCGCUGCUGGCGGAGAUCAUCGUGGACUACGUUUCCAACUCGCUGGUGCGGGAGCGGUACGACGAGGAGCAGGUCAACAUCGAGUACCGGCGUGAGAUGCAUGAGCUGCCGUACGGCACCGAGCUGCAGGAGGAGGCGUUCGGUGCAGAGGCAGGGGACGACGGGUCAUCGCCACCUCUUCAUGACCCGAAGCUAUGUAUCCCCUCGCCCUUCGGCCAGAAGCCAAGUGAUGUAGAGUGCGUGCCCUUGACGUACAAGGAUGUCCUUAACUCCAAGAGGCCUGUCCACUGGGACAUCAAGCAGGCGUACACACACGCCAAGCUGAAGGAAGAAAUCUACCUGAGGCUUCCAGACGGUUGUGGUGUUUGGACUGGCAAGGCGGUGAAAGUCGAGCGUGCUCUGUAUGGACUCAAGCAGAGUGGGCGCGAGUGGGGGUUUGAGGCUGCCGAUGCCCUGAUCUCAAACGGCUACGAGCAGUGCAGGGUGGACCCCUGCAUUUUCCGCAAGGUGGUUGACGGAGAAGUCGUAGGUCUCAUCGUGAUCUACGUGGAUGACAUCAUGUUGUCCGCGACCGAGGAGGAGCGUGAAGAGUUGCUAGCGUCUCUCCAGAAGAGAUUCCCUGUGAAGGAUCUAGGAGAUUGUACCUGGUACGAUGGGUGUGCCAUUGAGGUGGACCUUGAGAAUGGUACCACCAAGCUGUCCCAGACGGCUUAUAUCGAGAGCAUGCUCAACCGCUUCAAUGUCACGACCACUGCUCCCACGCCCGCUGUCGUCGACGAUGACCUAGGGCCGAAGAGAGACGACGAGUCCUCGGUGGACAAGCCCGUGAGGGAAGCGAUCGGAUGCCUGAUGUGGUUGCUGUUCACGAGGCCGGACAUCGCGCUGCCUUUGAACAAGCUGCAGAAGAUCGCCCACUCACCCACCGAGAGGAUGUGGAACGCGCUUGUGCGGAUCAUGUCCUACCUCAACGAGACGAAGGACCUCGGGAUCACCUACGUCCGCGGAUCAGGGCUAGACCUAGACGUGUUCGUCGAUUCUAGUUACGCCGACAGCACCGUUGACAGGCGUUCGACGACGGGGCUAGCCGUGACUGUAGGUGGGACCGUAGUGUGCGCAUCCACGAAGACACAGCCAGUGACGGCUCAGUCGACCACGGAGGCAGAGUAUAUUGCAGCCGGGGAGGGCGUGAAGGAAGCGUUGUUCGUGCGUGGUGUUCUGUCGUUCAUUGCGCCCGAGACGAGCGGUGCCACGAUCAGGGUCCGUGAGGACAACGAGGGGGCUCUCGCGUUGGUGCAGAACCCUUUCAGCUCGGCGAGGAGCAAGCAUAUCGACGUGCGGUUCCACUUCAUCCGCGAGCUCUUCAAGGCGGGCAAGAUCACCGCAGAUUAUGUCUCGACAGAAGAGCAGCACGCCGAUAUGCUGACCAAGGUCCUUGGUAGGGGCAAGUUGGAGUACCACCGGAAGGCUCUGAUGAACCUGCCGAUGUAG
Molecule: messenger RNA, 2326 nt
Organism: Ectocarpus sp. CCAP 1310/34
Lineage: Eukaryota; Phaeophyceae; Ectocarpales; Ectocarpaceae
Source: the annotation of a GenBank genome assembly